CACUUUAACCCUCUCUCUCUUGCGCACUCUUUGUCACUCUAACUCUCUUUCUCGCUCUGUCCUCCCUUUCAUUCUCAUUUCCCUUGACUCUCUACUAUAUAAACCACCCAACCGUAGCCUUGUCUCACAAUUCGCUUCAACUUGAAGACAAAGGAUGCUUGUCUCAUUUUUCACCUUGUGCUUCUUUUCAGCAUUUCAAAUGGUGGCAUGUUUCAACAUUGAGUCUACUUCUUGGAGACACAUCAGCCAACCAGCCAAGGGCUUUGGCUACAGAGUGAUCAAGGAUAGUGCAUCACGUCUGCUGGUAAGCGCCCCUCUUGAGCAGCAUAGUGUGGAUAGGAGAGGACAGGUUUACCAAUGCCAGGUCUCAUCCAGCUCCUGUUCACCGCUACGUAUAAGGGUUCCCUCAGAUGGAGUGAAUAUGUCCCUUGGCCUGUCGAUGAGCAAGACUGAGACAUCCCCAAAGACAGUGGUUUGUGGUCCGACUAUCCCUAAAGAGUGUGACAGCAACAAUCUCUAUGGCGGGAUGUGUUUCAGCAUUGGUCCAUCACUUAAACAAGAUGGACCGCUGCCAUCUUCUCUUGAAGAGUGCAAGGUUACAGAUACAGAUAUUGCCUUCUUACUGGAUGGAUCUGGAAGUGUGGAAAAUUACCAGUUCAGUACCAUGAAGAAAUUUGUGAAGAAUCUGAUAAAAAAAACUUCUGAAGCAGAACACCAAAGUAAGCCUGACUCCUUCCUGACCUUACAUAACCUUAUUUAUACCAGUCCAUGUAGAUUUCCACCAGUUUCAGAGAACAGGAUGGGAACAUCAGGUAGACAAUAUCCAGCAAAUGGGUCGAAUAACGAAUACUGCAAAGGGCAUCCAGGAAGUUGUAUGGGCAGUCCCAAGAUUCCAGAAUCAGACCACAUGUUUAAAGUGGACAGCUUUGAGGCACUGGACAAAAUUAGCAAUGCCCUGGAAAAGAGCAUCAUUGCCAUUGAAGGAACCCAAACCACCGGUGACUCCACCCAUAUGGAAUUUGCCCAGAAUGGAUUUAGUGCAGCUCCUGUGUCAAGCCCAGAUGAGAGGUUUCUAGUGAGUGUGAUUGGGGCAAAUGGGUGGAAAGGGGGUUACCAGGACAUCCCUCUGUCCAGCAGGACGCCCAGUUUUAGGAGGGUUCAUGAGGUCACUCCUGACAGCUAUCUGGGCUAUUCGAUGGCUGUAGCAAGCAGAGACAGACAGAACUACAUCGUUAUGGGAGCCCCCAGGUAUAAACACAAGGGGUUGCUCAUGGUCUUCUUUCCUGGAGACGCCCCACAGAUGCUCAAACAGUCUCAGAUCGGUGCUUACUUUGGAGCAGAGGUGUGUGUGGUGGAUUUGGAUGGAGACUCCAACACUGAUCUGAUUCUGGCGUCUGCCCCCAUGCACACAGAAGGAGGGAGAGAGGGGAAAGUGUUUGUCUAUAAACUCACCAAGGAGUAUUUUCACAUGCUGGUGUCUGAAACUGGUGUGUCCCUGCUGGGGAUGGAGGGGCAGAGGGGGAGGUUCGGCACGUCUCUGGCCAGCCUGGCAGACCUGAACGGGGAUGGGAUCAGGGAUGUGGCAGUGGGAGCUCCUCUGGAGGAUAACGGACAGGGCAGCGUGUACAUCUUCAACGGGAGGAGACGAGGAGUGAACCCCAACUACUCACAGAGGAUUGCAGGUUCAUCUGUGCGGUCCGGACUGCAGUUCUUUGGCCUGACUGUGGCCCAGUCUGCUUUGGAUCAGAGUGGAGACGGGCUUCCUGACAUUGCAGUCGGGUCCAAAGGAGCGGUUCUGCUGCUCAGGUCCAGGCCCAUCGUAUCCAUGGUGACCAGAGUGACCUUUACCCCACCCAAAAUCCCCACCUCUAUCUCUGGCUGCACGGAUUUCCAACAGAUCACAGCAUCAGUGUGUUUCAGCAUGACCAAGGCCACUAAUGACAUCUUCAAUGACCUGCAAGCAGAACUCAGCUACACCCUGAAGCUGGAUUACGUCCGGCAACGGACUCGCGCCUACUUCACGGCCAAUGAAAAAGAGAAAAACUUCCAGUCCUCAGUGUCACUACAAGAACACUGUGCCCAGCAUCCUUUCUUUGUGCAGUGCUCACUUGAGGACGCUCUGAGUCCUGUGGACGUCCAGGUGAUCGUCUCCUUUGAGGGGGUUCCUAUACAGACUGCAGACGGCCUGGUACCACAGCUGGCCAGCGCCUCCAGUAAAGUCACAGACCACAAGUUAAAUUUUGAGAUUGACUGUGGAGAAGACAAAGUCUGUGAAGACGACGUACGAGUUGACAUUAACUUUUCUGGGUCCUCCACCAUAGAGGUGGGCAUUGCACAGGAGACGAAUGUGACGGUGAUGGUGGAGAAUAGAGGUGAAAACUCCUACAACACCCGUGUGUCUCUGUCCUACCCCCACGGCCUUUCCUACAGGACCUUCACCAAGACCCAGGGCAGAGUGGAGUGCAGUUCUCUAGACAGUCCAGAUGGAUCCACCCAAGGAAAGACUCACUGCAGCAUCAACAGACCCAUCCUUAGGGCUGGUGAUAAGGUUGUUUUUGUUGUUCAGUAUGGAAUUAAUGGCAACAGUCAAUUUGAUGACAGUCACCAUACAGGCCCAAGUUUCAAGGUCAAUUCUUACUUCUACACCCACAAUAACGGGCACAAUGUGACUACCGCUCAAAGUGUUUUCAGUGACAACGAGAAACACACUCCUGAUAGCGAACUGUCCAAGACUCUGGACAUUGGGGUCAAAUACAGCAUCUAUGUCAUACUGAAAAGAUUUGAUGGCUCGACCAACUACAUUCAUUUUACUGCUGGUAAUAUCGACCUACAAAAGCCAGUGAUGCAGAAUUUGGAGGGGACAAAUGGCCUUAGAGGACUCAAUCUGACGACCAUCAUACAUGUUCCAGUAAAACUCAAAGGCAAAGACAUCUGGACAAAUGUGGACAGCCUAAAUAUCCAGGGAUGCACUAGAGGGGGGGAGAAGAGCCCAAUCAUCACAGACCUGCAGCACACCUUCAAGGACAACAAGGAGCCUGAUGUGAACUGCUCCUUUGCUGUGUGUCUGGAGUUCAGGUGUACGUCAUACAUGACUAGAGACGCCCGCAGAGUUUACACAAUCUCAGGGAACGUGAGCUCAGGAUGGAUCGAACAGACGGGGCUGCGUUCAGCUUCGUUCCAUUUGGUCAGCUCUGCCACGCUGGAGUACGACAACAACAAAUACAUCUUCUACUCCUCCGACUCCUCAUGCCUCGCACCUGUUGCCAGGAUUGAGACUCUUGUGGAGGCCUACGAGGAGCCAAAUCUAACUAAGGAGAUCAUUGGUGGAGUAGUGGGUGGUCUGAUCCUAUUGGCUCUCAUGACAGCUGGCCUCGCCAAGUCGGGCUUCCUUAAGAGUCAGUACCAACAGAAACUAGAGGAGGCAGGAGCACAAGUUGGAGAGGAGCCACCAGAAGCAGAAGCAGAAUAACAGCUGUGUGUGUCUGUGUGUUUGUGUGUUUGUUUGUGUUUCUGUGUCUGU
Messenger RNA from Clupea harengus (Atlantic herring), 3520 nucleotides. RefSeq names its product integrin alpha-M-like. Gene Ontology annotation, cellular component: integrin complex; external side of plasma membrane. NCBI's taxonomy places the organism in Eukaryota, Metazoa, Chordata, Actinopteri, Clupeiformes, Clupeidae. Gene Ontology annotation, biological process: cell adhesion mediated by integrin; cell-cell adhesion; cell-matrix adhesion. Gene Ontology annotation, molecular function: integrin binding. The transcript is spliced from 29 exons. The record is from RefSeq and is a predicted model, not a curated record. The coding region runs from base 155 to 3469 and encodes 1104 amino acids.